UGUCUUCAAUUUUGUCUCCCGUGAUAAUACAUGAACACUUGUUGCUUAUGUAAAUGCUUCACCUGGUCUUCAUGAAACGCUGCAGUCUGUAUGAAUGAACUGAGUAUUUGUCUUCUGAUUACUGUAUGCUCUAACUUAAUGCUUGAGUAUAGUAAUUUUGCCGUUUUGUGGCAUGAAGUUCAAAAUGUCAAGUUCACACAUUGAGUAAGGCGGGCUUUGUAAAUCUUCAAUGAAUUUCACUACCUGUAAGAGGACUCCUUUCUCAACUGCUGAAAAUGCUGACACAUUAACUUUAAGGCAUUCGCUGUUUACCCAAGUCAGAAUAUUACAUUUGUCUGUUGCCACGCAAUAACAUUUAUGAUAUCCUUUUGUAACAGGCUAUCCAUAAACUCUGUUUUUUUUUACCUAUUUGUCUUCAAAGAUAUAAAACCAUUUGAUUCAUAUGUUAGAUUUUUAGUUCCAGGGGUAACAAGGAGUUUUUUGCAGAACUGACAUUACAGGUUUGCUGAACAGACCUAAUAUUGCAUUACCUUGUCAGUUGUUUGACAGUAUUGUUAUUACUGAUAUAUAUAUUUGUUUGUCAAUUCAGAACUUUAUCAAUACUGUUUCUAGGUCCCUUUUACUCUUCUUUUGUGUUCCUGGUUUGAGAUGAACAGAACCAGGGGUUUAUUCAUUAGUUCCAUACCGUAGCAAAACGUUUUGCAAUAAAUUAGGUUCUAUUUGACAGGUAGGUCCUGUGAAUACACCUCAGAGGAAGCAAUGAUUGUCUUUCGCCAUGUAAAAGGGAUAGGGAACCAGUCAUUUCCUGAAGACAAUCAUUUCGUUUGUCCAGCAGGUGGCAUGUAUCUCUUUUUUUCAUACAGUUGCUCAUGUGGUUGUCCUACCUGUUCAACCUGCCAUAGACUUACACCAAGCCACUCCCCCAACCCCUAUCAUUCCUCAGCAGAACUACCUGAUGACACAGCGGGGCAAGUUCCUUGUAAACAAUCUAGAUUUCUAUUAAACGUAGAGGACAGGUGACUUGCAAAGUGUUUGUGCGGCUCUUUUAAAUCUGAAGAUUAGGGUGAGUGGCUUCUGGGGAAGUCAUCUUUCCUUUCUCCCCUCACACUCUUGAGAGCUGGACCACUGAAGGUGUACCUCAUGGGUUCAGAUGAGGCCUACAACUUUGUCUUUAAGGUGGUUCUGAUAGGUGAGUCUGGCGUUGGCAAGAGCAACCUGCUCUCCCGCUUCACCAAGAACGAGUUCAACCACGACAGCCGCACCACCAUCGGGGUGGAGUUCAGCACACGCACAAUUCAACUGAAAAGUCUCAUAAUCAAGGCUCAAAUCUGGGACACGGCUGGGCUGGAGCGGUACAGGGCCAUCACCUCUGCUUAUUAUAGAGGAGCUGUCGGAGCGCUAUUGGUCUAUGACAUCACCAAGCAUCUGACCUAUGAGAGUGUGGAGCGCUGGCUUAAGGAGCUAUAUGACCAUGCAGACCCUCACAUUGUAGUCAUGCUGGUGGGCAACAAAACUGAUCUGGGGUCAGAGCGAUCAGUGCCCACUGAGGAUGCCAAGGACUUUGCAGAAAAGAAUGGCCUAUUGUUCUUAGAGACAUCAGCCUUGGAGUCCACAAACGUUGAGACUGCAUUCCAAAAUGUCCUUGGAGAGAUUCACAGGAAGGUGAGCAGUAAAGAGGUGACCCGGGGGUCCAUUAGUGCCGUGUCUCUGGCCAGCCCCGUCCCCAGAGCUGCAGGCGACCCUGAAGAGAAGAAGCCCUGCUGUAGGAACCUCUGAUGGGACAAACCACCCCCUCAGGUGGAAUAGAGCACUCCAUCUUCCUCUAGUUAGUGUGCCCAAAUGGUGCAAGCCUGAUUGAAAAGAAUGAUGCUGAACAAGACCACUCUGAUGUGACAUAGUUACAUGUUGGCAGACAGAAUGAGUUUUCCAUUCCUAAAGAAUGUAAUGUGUAUGUACAUGGCUGGGGGUACAUUUUACCCCCAAAGAAUCCAGCAAUCAUUUGAAUAUAAAAAUAUAUCAAAUAGCAUUUUUGUGUAAACUUCUAAGAUUCAACGUUUCUUAGGAUGAUUUUAUUUUUAAAGGUAGUCAACUGAUGUACAGAAUAUUUGCAUUUUUAGUGACUGAGGUUGGACAACAAGUGCCAAAACCAUGUUUUUACACAAAGCUUGAUUAAUUAAAUUUGCUGUCACUGUU
Messenger RNA from Oncorhynchus masou masou (cherry salmon), 2193 nucleotides. Its product is annotated as ras-related protein Rab-25-like. The coding region runs from base 1141 to 1776 and encodes 211 amino acids. The transcript is spliced from 5 exons. Gene Ontology annotation, biological process: exocytosis. NCBI's taxonomy places the organism in Eukaryota, Metazoa, Chordata, Actinopteri, Salmoniformes, Salmonidae. The record is from RefSeq and is a predicted model, not a curated record. Gene Ontology annotation, molecular function: GTP binding; GTPase activity. Gene Ontology annotation, cellular component: recycling endosome; Golgi apparatus.